CUCUCAGGGCGCUUCCGGGGACCAGGCCCGCUUUUGGCUGCAUCAGCCGGGAAUUGCCGGCGCCAGGUGCUGGGGGCGAGUCGGACCGCGGGAGCGUGGGGUGGAGUAGGAUGGAGUCUCCCUCCCGAGCUAGGGGUGGGGGCCUAGGAAAGGCUGCUUCGCCGCUGUGUUCGGAGAGCUCUGGAUACUGCGGGGCUUUUCCGCGGAGGAGCGCCCGCCGGUAGGUUGGCCCCGAACCGUGGGGGCGGCGACGGCCGAGUGCCAAUUUGACUCUGUGCACCAAGGCCGCCGCGCCCCGGAACGGGCGACGCCGCGCCCCCAUCAGAGCCGCGGGUAGGGAGUCAGGGUGCGAACCCGGCCUUCCAAGCCGCGUGACCGGAAGCGGGCAGCUCGGAGGCCUUCCCGGAUGGCUCUUUGGAGUGGGAAGGAGCUCCUGGUGCUGGCGGGGCGGUGAAGGAGUUGGCAGUGGGUGGUCGUUUACUCCCAGGGAGACGGGCGCCGUGAAGCCCGUGGGGAGCUCCUGGGCUCCCCCAGGGCUGUGCAGAGUGGCCUGACGAGUGCCUCGAGGACAGGAGCUGUGCCCCGCUGAGCUCUGCUCCAGUACCUGCUGUGCUGAGGUGGGCACGUGCGUUUCCUCUGGCAUAGCAGGUGCUUGUGCUGCUGCACUGCUCCUUCAGGCAUCUGCAUCUGGGACCGACCUCCUGGGCUGGCUGAUCAAAGAGGAAGCAGCAGCAAUGUCUGCUGUGGGGGCUGCAACUCCAUACCUGCAUCAUCCUGGCGAUAGUCACAGUGGCCGAGUGAGUUUCUUGGGGGCCCAGCUUCCUCCAGAGGUGGCAGCAAUGGCCCGGCUACUAGGGGACCUAGACAGGAGCACGUUCAGAAAGUUGCUGAAGCUUGUGGUCAGCAGCCUGCAGGGGGAGGACUGCCGAGAGGCUGUGCAGCGUCUUGGGGUCAGCGCCAACCUGCCGGAGGAGCGGCUGGGUGCCCUGCUGGCAGGCAUGCACACGCUGCUCCAGCAGGCCCUCCGUCUGCCCCCCACCAGCCUGAAGCCUGACACCUUCAGGGACCAGCUCCAGGAGCUCUGCAUCCCCCAAGACCUGGUCGGGGACUUGGCCAGCGUGGUAUUUGGGAGCCAGCGGCCCCUCCUUGAUUCUGUGGCCCAGCAGCAGGGUGCCUGGCUGCCGCAUGUUGCUGAGUUUCGGUGGCGGGUGGAUGUAGCAAUCUCCACCAGUGCCCUGGCUCGCUCCCUGCAGCCGAGCGUCCUGAUGCAGCUGAAGCUUUCAGAUGGGUCAGCAUACCGCUUCGAGGUCCCCACAGCCAAGUUCCAGGAGCUGCGGUACAGCGUGGCCCUGGUCCUAAAGGAGAUGGCAGAUCUGGAGAAGAGGUGUGAGCGCAGACUGCAGGACUGACCCCUCACUUGACCAGUCCCAUUCAGAUCAGGCUUGAACAGGCACCCGAGAUGGUGCCAAAGUGCAGCUGACUCUUCCCACGACAGCCCUGCCCUUCCCAUGAGGCAGGCUCUUCAGUGAGUGUUUGAACGUAAUUAUGUAGUUUUCUGUUUAAUUGAAAAAGAGAGCUAUGCCUUUUUUUCUUUUUUGGAAGUAAAGCAGCUAAAAACAUGUUUCUCUAGGUGGGUGUUGAACCUCACACCCUCCCCUUCCCUGUACAUUUGUCUUUGCUGCUGGACGUGGCCAUGUGAGGCCAGGUUGAGGCCCUUUGUAGACAACAUACAGUUGCUCAGCCUGGCCCCAUGUAGCCAGGUGCUUUUGUAGAUCUUGUGUUUUAGGCUGGGCACUUUCAUUCUUCUGCCUUAAAUCCCUGACCCCAUGGAGCUGACAUUCUAGUGCGGCUGAGGGGAGGGGAAACAUUGUAAAAUAAAUCAUAAAAAUUAA
Molecule: messenger RNA, 1892 nt
Organism: Gorilla gorilla gorilla (western lowland gorilla)
Lineage: Eukaryota; Metazoa; Chordata; Mammalia; Primates; Hominidae
Gene: COMMD5
Product: COMM domain containing 5
Exons: 2
Coding region: 735-1409 (224 amino acids)
Cellular component (GO): nucleus
Source: RefSeq, a predicted model, not a curated record